This is a messenger RNA of Pipra filicauda (Wire-tailed manakin), 2221 nucleotides long. It is a transcript of the gene PLPPR1, whose product is annotated as phospholipid phosphatase related 1. The annotation marks the transcript as partial. Gene Ontology annotation, molecular function: phosphatidate phosphatase activity. Lineage: Eukaryota; Metazoa; Chordata; Aves; Passeriformes; Pipridae. The transcript has 5 exons. The record is from RefSeq and is a predicted model, not a curated record. Gene Ontology annotation, biological process: signal transduction; phospholipid dephosphorylation; phospholipid metabolic process.
AUUUUUAUUGGUGAGAUAUCCAUGUAUUUCAUCAAGUCAACCCGAGAAACUCUAAUUAUUCAAGAGAAAACUAUUUUGACUGGAGAAUGCUGUUACCUGAACCCACUGCUUCGAAGAAUAAUACGUUUUAUAGGAGUGUUUGCAUUUGGACUUUUUGCCACUGACAUCUUUGUAAAUGCUGGCCAGGUUGUGACUGGGAACUUGGCUCCCUACUUCCUGACGGUGUGUAAACCCAACUACACUGGGAACGACUGCAGGGCACACCACCAGUUCAUAAACAACGGCAACAUCUGCACUGGGGAUGUGGAAGUGAUUGAAAAGGCAAGGAGAUCCUUUCCAUCCAAACAUGCUGCUCUGAGCAUCUACUCAGCUUUAUACGCCACGAUGUACAUCACAAGCACAAUUAAAACAAAGAGCAGCAGGCUAGCCAAGCCUGUGUUGUGUUUGGGUACCCUGUGUGCUGCCUUCCUUACUGGGCUGAAUCGAGUUUCUGAGUAUCGGAACCACUGUUCGGACGUGAUCGCAGGCUUCAUCCUGGGCAGUGCUGUAGCCUUGUUUCUGGGGAUAUGUGUUGUCCAUAACUUUAAGGGCACUCACGGAGCUCCUUCUAAACCGAAGCCUGAAGAUCCACGGGGAAUGCCACUAAUGGCUUUUCCGAGAGUGGAAAGUCCUCUGGAGACACUGAGUGCACAGAACCACUCUGCCUCUAUGACUGAAGUAACCUGAGAUGGAAGAUUGGCAGCCGGAGCUAUUUUUUACUACCCUCCAGUACAAUAGUCCAAGACACACAGUUACUAAAUGUGUAACUGUGAUGACCAGUAUUAUGUUAUGUCUAGUUAGAGGCUAAUGUUUUGUACUUUUUUUGUAUGAGGAAGUGAUGUAGCUUGCCCUGAUUUUUUUGUCAGCUUUAAUAUUAUUAUGCCAGACUUUAAAAGCAAAACGAAAAAAGAACAAAAAAAACUUUUCUUGUUUAAAGUGUGCACUGAGGAACUACAUCUAUGGAAUUGUUGAUGUUGUUAUGUGAUAUUUGUACACGUUUUUUUUCUUUUCAGUUUUUAAUUUAUAUAUCUUGAAAAAAGAAACAUUCAUUUUUACCUUUUCUUACCGUAAGAAGUGCUUCUACCACUGGGUCAGAUUCCGAUCUCAGUAAGGUCAGCAUAGAUCUGAAGUAAUCUCAUAUAUUUAGUUCAUAUUAAAAUAAUGGUGAUCAGGAAUCUGACCUGAAUGAUACUAUCAACACGUAGCAAAAAUCCAUCCUUGAUUCAGUGGGCUACUUAAGUGUUCCCUAGGGAUGCAGUUUAGCCACCCAGUUUCCAGACUACUUGGCAGACUUGAAGCAUGUUCUUAAGCACCUCACUGAAUCAAAGCCUGAUUGUUCUGGUGUGGGUGAUUGUGCUGGUUAUUGAAGAAUAACUAAAACAACAUCCUCAGUCUGCAGUAUAGACAGACUGGACAUGAAAAUUUAUAGUAGUAGCUGAUAGCAUGUGAGCUGACUAUAUCAUCUCCCUAGAUCCUCAUUCCUCCCCGAGGCCCAGCUGAAGCUCCCGGUGAAACCUGGCUUCAGGAAUUGACUAUGGGGAUAUACAGCCACCACUGUGGAGCUGAGGCUGUGCUCUGAGUGUCUCAUCACUUCAUCAUAGAUUUGUGGGGUAACUAGUGACACUGUUGCAAAGUAAAAGUGGCACCACUUCUCCAGCAGGGUGGCAUUCUCUGGCAUUCCAGUUCGCAUGAACCAAGGAGCCUGUUUUGCCCCCCAAAGUGUAUUUUUCCCUGAGGGGCUUUGACAAGUUAAAAAAAAAAAUUAAACAAAAGAAAAUAAAAAGCUGACAGCCUGUAGUAGCGAUCUGCAUUUUUGUAAAUUCUGCCAAACAGAAUUUAUAUCAAAACUGCUAUUUUACAAUUUAAAAACUUUGUCUAAGGAUUUUAAAGACAAUUAAUUAAGUAUGGGUUGGGGGUGGGAGGGAAAGAAAAAAAAAGCCCAUUUACAAUGGCUAGAAUUGGGGCAAAGGCUUCAUUACAUGAUUUUUCACUGUUUCUAGGAUUUUCCUGCAUCUCAUUCUUUUAGCAUGGUGAUAACUGCUGUGUGUCUCCUUUAAAGAAUGGAGCUUGUCUCUGUACUUCUACUGGAAUGUUUACCUCACAUUUCCAUGUUGGUUCUUCUUGGCUUUUUUUUGUAAUUUUUUCCAAAACAGAAGCGAAAAAAAAUGUUCAAAAAAGCAAA